This is a messenger RNA of Pseudoliparis swirei, 4449 nucleotides long. It is a transcript of the gene kank3, whose product is annotated as KN motif and ankyrin repeat domains 3. NCBI's taxonomy places the organism in Eukaryota, Metazoa, Chordata, Actinopteri, Perciformes, Liparidae. Gene Ontology annotation, molecular function: protein binding. Gene Ontology annotation, cellular component: cytoskeleton; cytoplasm. The coding region runs from base 1052 to 3952 and encodes 966 amino acids. The record is from RefSeq and is a predicted model, not a curated record. Gene Ontology annotation, biological process: negative regulation of actin filament polymerization. The transcript is spliced from 11 exons.
GGAGGAGCAUAAAGGGAGGAGGAGCAUAGGGAGGAGGAAGAGGGAUAAACAUGUCAGACACAGAGUGCAGACGAGGACUUUAAAGUUGUCUCAACAUCUCUUCUAAAUCCGAGCCGGCAGGAUUACAUGCUGCUAAACGUGCUCUAUAAAUACACCUUCUUUAAAUCAUGUGACCUGUGGGUGAACUCUGGUUGGCUGGGAAUUGAUCCUUACCUUCAAAUACUAGGAAACCAAGAGGUCACAUUCUGGAGGAGCUUCUUGUAGAACCAGAGAGACACUGAGGAGGAAGAGAGCUGGAGAGACAGAGACAUCUUCUUCAGUUAGAGAAGACAUCUUCAUCACUUAGAAAAGACAUCUUCAUCACUUAGAGAAGACGUCUAUUGUCCAUAAUUAUUCUAUAAUGUAAUCUGAGAUGAUUAGACCUCUGACUCUGAACGUUGUUGUCUUUGACAAUAAACUGUGUGUGUGCGUGCGGGUGUGUGUGUGUGUGUUUUCAUAAGUUAUCAGCAGUCAGUCAGCUAGAAGGACAAUCAGCGUGUUACAACAGCAGAUGUUAGGAAUGUGCCCGAGGCUGCUGGGAAACACUUGUGUGUGUGUGUUUGUGUGUGUUAUGCCCCAAACACACCAGCUCUACAUGACCCUUAUGCACCUCUACUUUCCUCCACCGUGUCACUGUGUACGUCCUGUUGUCCUUAUGACCAUGUGAUAUUUCAGUUUUUCUUUUUUAAUACAUUUUCAAAAAUUACUACAUUUCUGUUUUUUUUUUGUCAAGAUGGGGCGCCAAGUUACAUUCAUGAGAAAUAAAAUAAACUUUUUUGAUUUUAGCAAAUGGGUGCAAUGAAAAAAAGUCGGAGUAUUUCCUAUGUGAACAACUGUACUGUGAUAUGUUUCUGAUGGUCUCUCUCUCUGUCUCUCUCACUCACUCGCUCACUCACUCUCUCACUCUCUCGCUCUCCCUCAGAGUGGAGCAGGAAAGAGGAAACCAGCCUGACCUCCAGCUGAGAGGUGUUUCUUUGAAGCCGUGUGCGCUGAAAGGUCCGAGUCCUGAAACAUGACUCAGUCAGUUCAAGUCAACCCGAAGCUGCCUGAUCUGGGCUCUCCGUUCAUCUACUCCACUCGGGAGGAGGUGGACCCGUCCGGCUCCUACUCCGUCCAGACGCCCUACGGUUUCCAGCUGGAUCUGGACUUCCUCAAAUAUGUAGAAGAGAUAGAAAGCGGGCACAACCUCCGCCGGGCGCUCGUCGGUUCCCGCCGCUCUGGCCGAGGGGUCAAGCUCUCCCAGAGGACCGCGGGGGGGCGGACCAGCGGCUGGACCUCCACCGAGUCUCUGUCGUCCCCGGUCAGCGAGGACGGCCGAGCUCCUCCUCCGCCGCCGCCGCCGCGCAGCCGCCUCGGGUCGGCGCCCUGCGAGGGCCUCUGCAUUUCCCCCGUGACCCUCCUCGCCGGCCCCCCGCUGUCCGCCGGGGCCAAAGUGCCGCCUCCUCCGCCGCAGCGCAACCCCCGGGUGGAGCGGACUCUCCUCGAAACCAGCCGGCGGCUCCAGCAGGAGCAAAGCCACCAGAACGGGGGCCGCUUCCAGCUCGCCGACCCCCCCAGGCCGCCGGCGCCCCCGUCCUCCGCGCCGCAGCACGGCGGCCCGACGAAGCCCAGCCCCCUGACCUCGGGGCGCAGCACGCCGGCGGUCGGCGCCACGCCGAUCCCGCCCGGCCAGCUGCAGACGGUCCGAGAGCAGAUGGCGACGGCCUUGAAGCAGCUGAAGGAGAUGGAGGAGCGGGUGAAGGGCGUUCCGGCGCUGGAGAAGGAGGUCGCCGAGCUGCGGGCGGAGAAGGAGGCGCUGCUGUCGGCCCUGCGGGAGGAGAAGGAAGCCAAGGAGGAGGAGGAGGCGGCCCGGCAGAAGCGUCGGUCCGCCGAGUCCUUCGCCCAAACCGCGGGGGGGGCUCGCGGUUUGGGCGAAGGACGGCCGGCGGCGCCGCUCGCGCCUCACAGAGGCCUCGUGAAGGGCGGCGAGCUGCGACGGCUGACGGAGAAGUUCGAGGGGAAGGAAGGGAGAGCUCCGGAAGCUUCUCCCAAAGCGCCGGAGAAAGAGUCCGAGGAGAAGAAGACCUCCGUGGAGACGACCUCCGUGGCGGUCGGGGGCGACGCGCCGAUGGACGCCGUGGUCUUCUUCUACAGCGGCGGCGUGAAGGAUGCUUCCGAGGGCCCCGAGGUGACGGUGUGCGACGCGGGCUCCGGAGCCGAGGCCCCCGCGGUCCGGGAGGAAGGAGUCCAGGUCGCCGUGGAGACCCGAGAGGCGGCGGUCUGGGUGAUGGAGGCUCUGCUCGGGCUGACUGGCGAGGCGCAGCGGGAGAUCGACACCCUGCAGGACACCGUCCGGUUCCAGCAGGAGUCCAUCGCGGCGCUGGAGGAGCGGCUGGAGGAGAGGGCGUCCAGGGUCACGCGCGAGGUCGGCGUCCUGGUCAAGCCGGACACGGCGGACGUCCAGGUGGAGGCGCGGGGCGCCGCCGUGAAGCACGCCGCCGUGUCGUGCCGCCCCGAGGUGGCGGACGCGGCGGCGGGCGCGACGGACGGGUUCACGCAGACGGACGCCGCCGAGCCGGCGCCGGUGGCCGCGGUGGUCAGCACCGGGAGCCAAUGGGAGAACCUGUUUGAGGAGAAGACGGAGCCCAAAGCGCCCGUUCUGAAGAAGAGGCAGAUGACCAUCGCCGAGUACAAGGUCUGCCCGGAGGAAGAGGUGGUCGGCACGACGGAGGAGAAAGAGGAAGAGAAGGGGGAGGAGCUCGGGGAGAAGACGGCAGCCGGCGCCGCCAAGACGGGAACGCUGAAAUCCAUCAUGAAGCGGAAAGACGGGAGCAGCGCGGGAGAGAAGAAGAAGAGCCUGCAGUUUGUUGGCAUUCUGAACGGAGGGUAUGAAUCUACAUCCAGUGAAGAAGAGGAGGAGGAAGAAGAAGAAGAAGAUGGGAGUUCCUCUGAGGAAAGUGCAGAAGGCCUGGACAGCACGGAGGAAGAGGAGGAGGACGGCGAGGCGGCUCUGGAGGACGAGACGUCGGAGGAGGAGAGAAACGUGAACCUGGACGAGAGCGACACGUACGAAGAGACGCUGAGCGCCGCGAGGGACGCCGCGGAAGAGAAGUUUGAGCUGAGCUCCAAGAUGCGUGAAGCGAGCCUCACGCUGCAGAGCCACCUGAACGAUGACAUCACCACACUGAAGAGUAAGGAAGUGCUCUCCAGCAUCCACAUCCUGCAGCUGGAGUGGUUCCGUAUCUCCAGCGCCAAGGCGGCUCAGCCCUCGCGGGUCUCGGACUACCUGAUGGCGUUCUCUGAGGUGUCGGCGGCGCUGCUGCAGCACGUGGUCAACAUGACGGACGGCAACGGCAACACGGCGCUGCACUACAGCGUCUCACACUCCAACUUCGGCGUGGUGGGGUUGCUGCUGGACACAGGCGUGUGCUGCGUGGACCAGCAGAACAAGGCGGGCUACACGGCCAUCAUGCUGGCCGCUCUGUCCACGGUGAAGGAGGAGCACGACAUGGCCGUGGUCAGGAGGCUCUUCAGCCAGGGCAACGUCAACGCCAAGGCCAGCCAGGCGGGCCAGACGGCGUUGAUGCUCGCCGUCAGCCACGGGCGCCAGGAGAUGGUGCGGGCGCUGCUGGGCCGCGGCGCCGACGUGAACGUGCAGGACGACGAGGGCUCCACGGCGCUGAUGUGCGCCAGCGAACACGGCCGCGCCGAGAUCGUCAAGCUGCUGCUGGAGCAGCCCGGGUGUGACAUCUCCAUCGCGGAUAAUGAUGGCAGCAACGCUCUGUCCAUCGCUCUGGAGGCGUCUCAUAACGACACGGCCGUGCUGCUCUACGCCCACAUGAACUACGCCAAGACGCCCGCCUCGCCCCUGGGGAGUCCAGCAGCCCAGCCCAGGAGCCCCCCCAGCCCCCACCAGUCCUGGCCCUCAGACUGAUGAAGACCCCCCCAGACCAGCAGACCUGGAUCUGAGCUGUGACGAGCUCCACUGGAAUUGACUAAAAAACAUAUAUGUAUUUAUAUAUUGCCAUAUGUCCUGGAUUUUAUAAGUAUUGUUAUUAUGAGAAUAUUAUUUUUCCAUAAAGGUGGUGAAUGGUUAUAUAUAAUAUACUAAUAAGAGCUCCGGGUCCAGAGACCGUCAGGUUCAGUAUUUGCACUCCGCUAACGUUUCAGAGGAGAUGAACGCAUAUUAAAAACAUGCAGCCGUCAUGUUGCACGUCAAAACACACGCAUCGCAACACGCAUCACGCAUGUAGUACAUGAGAUACAUCAUGCGCAUGUCCAGUGGUCUUCAUCAUCACACCUGUGUGUGUGUGUGUGUGUGUGUGUGUGACCCUGAACCUCUACAGCUUCAUAGUCUGCACUAACAGGAAUGUUCAUAUAUCUAUAAAUGUAUAAAAUCAUGUCUAAAAUAAACAUAUUUACAUAAAGGUU